AUGAGUGCGGCGGGGGCGGCGGCUGGGCCGCGGCCCACCAGCUCUGGGGUCUCCGGCUCCCGCGGUGCGACGCGCUCGCGCCCGCGCCAGCCCCCUGGCGUUGCACACCAGGCUCCGCAAAGCCAGCAGUUGGGGUUGGGUGAGGCGCAAAAGCGGGUCCUGGACCUGGAGAAGAGCCUGCAGUUUCUGCAGCAGCAGCACUCGGAGACGUUGGUCAAACUCCAUGAGGAGAUCGACCACUUGAAGCGGGAGAACAAAGAGCUCCACUACAAGCUGAUCAUGAAUCAGAAGCCUCCAAAGAAAGGCAGCCUCUCUACAUCCAGCAUUCUGUCCAACAAGUCCAUCUCCAAUUCAACGUUGUCAGCCAUCUCUCAAGGCAAGGUCAGGACCCAGCCCAACUCCUACAAGAAGCAGGACUCAAAGGCAGAUGUCCUUCAGAGGGCAUACUUGGAGGAGGAGCCCCCCAGCCCAGGCCUGCUGAACAUUGGCAAGCCAGACAGAGCCCUUGGGCUGGAGGCACAGGGCCAGGCCAGAGGAGGAGAUGCAGAGGCCUGUAGCUCGGGGGCUGCCUCAUGGGCAGGCAGCCAGCCCAAGGGCAGGCCAGCAGCCCCCUCUGUGAUCCUGCCCCUGCACCUGCGGAAACCCACCACCAUGCAGCAAUGUGAAGUAGUCAUCCGCCAGCUUUGGAAUACCAACCUCUUGCAGGCCCAGGAGCUGCAGCAUCUCAAGUCCCUGUUGGAGGGGGGCCAGCGGCCCAAGGCUGCCCUUGAGGAGUCUGGCACUAGCUCACCCAAGGACCAGGAGGCCAUGCAGUUCCCCAAGGUGGCCACCAAGGGCCUCUCUAAAAAAUGCCUGAUCCUGAGCUCUGUGCCAGUGGAGGAGAGGGCCAUCCUACCUGCCCUGAAGCAGACCUUGAAAAGCAACUUCGCUGAGCGCCAGAAGCGCUUGCAGGUAGUACAGAGUCGGCGCCUGCACCGCUCUGUACUCUGA
Molecule: messenger RNA, 990 nt
Organism: Chrysochloris asiatica (Cape golden mole)
Lineage: Eukaryota; Metazoa; Chordata; Mammalia; Afrosoricida; Chrysochloridae
Product: coiled-coil domain-containing protein 74B-like
Exons: 8
Coding region: 1-990 (329 amino acids)
Source: RefSeq, a predicted model, not a curated record